Molecule: messenger RNA, 1300 nt
Organism: Talaromyces stipitatus ATCC 10500
Lineage: Eukaryota; Fungi; Ascomycota; Eurotiomycetes; Eurotiales; Trichocomaceae
Product: DNA repair protein (RadR), putative
Exons: 3
Coding region: 56-1300 (414 amino acids)
Biological process (GO): DNA damage tolerance; protein monoubiquitination
Cellular component (GO): nucleus; Rad6-Rad18 complex
Molecular function (GO): single-stranded DNA binding; ubiquitin protein ligase activity
Source: RefSeq, a predicted model, not a curated record
GACUGAUCUCUUAUUCAAAUUUUUCCCAGCUAUACAUAAUAGAUGAAUCGCUAUAAUGGACAGACCCUUUGAUAUACCGGACUCUACGGACUGGCUAACCUCCUCUCUGCCUGGCGUCGCGCCACUCGAAUCCGCUCUGCGAUGUCAAAUCUGCAAAGACUUCUUCAACAACCCCGUCAUCACAUCGUGCUCGCAUACCUUCUGCUCUCUGUGUAUUCGGAGGUGUCUGAGUAGCGAAGGGAAAUGUCCGGCCUGCAGGGCUACAGAUCAGCUACUCAAGCUCAGGCGCAACUGGGCCGUACAGGAAAUUCUGGAAAGCUUCCAAAAUGCUCGACCGAAUAUUCUUGCGCUCGCACGGCAGGCCCAGACAACGACACUCUCUACGGAUAAAACUAAAGAAGAAGAGGACACUGAGAUGUCCCAUCCAGCAACCAAGAAACGACGAUUAAACCAAUCUGACGACGCGCAGCCUGAGAUGAGAAGGACAAGAUCGCAGGGGAGACAGCUUGAGCGACAACCUAUGCUGGUGGGUCCAGAAAGUAUCGACGAUAGCAAGGAUGAGGAUUAUAUGCCAGACGAUGGCCUAGUCCCCUGCCCGAUGUGUAAUCGUCGAAUGAAAGAAGCAGCUGUUUUCAACCAUUUAGACAACUGUAAAGGGUCUAUUGAAGAGAAUGCUCUAAAUCCUCAUACAUCCUAUCUGCGACAACCGCAGCACUCCUUCCGAAGUUCACAGAACAAAAGCCCGGCAAAACCAUUAGAACGCCUUCCAACAAUGAAUUAUUCUCUGAUAAAAGACAACAUGUUACGCAAGAAACUCAAAGAAUUGGGCAUUCCCGACUGGGGUCCAAGAGCUAUAUUACAAAGGCGGCACACAGAAUGGAUGAACUUAUGGAAUGCCAAUUGCGAUGCUAAGGUUCCAAAAACUAAGGAUGAGCUUCGUCGAGAUUUAGAUGUAUGGGAGAGAACACAAGGGGGUGCAGCUCCUCAACCUGGAUCAUCAUCAGGGCCAAAUGCGGUGAUGGCAAAAACUUUUGAUGCGGCUGCGUGGUCUGCGAAUCAUGAUGAUGAUUUUAAGCGGCUGAUUGAGAACGCGAGGAAGAAGAAGGAUAUGAGAAAGAUUCAGACACAAGAUAAGGAAGAAGAAAACGAUAAUUCAACAAGUCAACAAGACGAUAACGCGGCGUUGAAUAAUGCCAAUGGAGAAAAUCAUACGCUGCCUACUGGGGAGCAACCAAUGGGCAACGGUGUGAUAGCAGAGCCGUCACCUCAACCCUAUACUCCUCUCAACGAUACCUGGUAA